CGGCGUGCGUUGAAAUCGUCAAGAAAAUCUUUGAUGAAAUCGUUCGUGCCAAAGAAUAUGGGAUUUAAACAUGUUUCCAGAGAGGAGAUAAGAACGACCCAUACACGACCUCUAGCGCAAGAAUUGUUCGCUGCAUCUGACCAAAAUAAAUCAAUAAUUGUUUUAGAUGGAACAUAUAUAUAUAUAUACAAAAAAGUUCAAACUUUUCUUUCGCACGUCGGUCGUACUCCAUGCACAAGCACCGGCCACUUGUCAAACCAAUGAUUGUUGUGUCCACCACUGGCUACAUAAUAUCUAUUUUGGGACCGUACUUGGCGGAUGGCAAAAACUCAGAUGCAAAUAUACUGAAACACAUCAUCAAUCAAAAUACUGAGGAUUUUAAGAGCUGGAUUCAGGAAGGUGAUGUGGUCGUAGUUGACAGAGGUUUUCGAGAUGCGUGGACUGUUCUCGAAGAACUUGGUGUAACUAUGCAGAUGCCAUCUUUUAUGCGAAAGGGGUCUACACAGCACACAAGCGAAGAGUCUAACAAGUCGAGACUUGUGACGAAGAUACGAUGGGUUGUCGAGUCAACCAAUGGCAGACUCAAGACAUGGACAUAUUUAGCUAGGACAAUGCCAAACACCCAAGUGCCAUUUAUUGGUGACUAUGUGCGAAUAGUUGGAGCAAUCUGCAACCGCUUCAGACCGGCUCUAAGUAGCGAGGACUCCGAUCAAGACAAAAUAGUUGCAGAGAGAAUGUUGUAUUUGUCAGGGCAGAACAACGAUUUACAACAAUUCAUCUCUGACAACGACAUACAAAAAAUAACCAAGGCAUCGUGGAAACCGAUGGACGAACUAGACAUUAACUGUCCAAUAAUGACCGAGGAUGAGCUUAGAUGUCUAAUCUUUGGUGUAUACACAGUUAAGCUAGCGGCUUCUUAUACACAAGAGCACAUGUCAAGUGACGGAAUAUACUCAAUUCACGGUUAUGUGCACAAUAGGAGUUUGCUAUGCUUGAAGUUCCAAAGUCGACAUGUGUCCCGAAAGCAAUACCGGUCUUACAUACGUUUUAAGGAGGGGUCAGUCGACACAUGGUUUUGCAACUGCCCAGUUGGAGCACGUGUAGUUGGAACAUGUGCGCACGUUACAAGUGCGCUGUGGUACCUUUGUUUCAGGCGACACCAAACUGAUCAACUGUCAGAUGGUCCGAGAAAUUGGGCUGCAGACAUUUCAGAUGCUGCUAAAGUGUCAUAUUAAAUACCCAUGGGCGCCUUCAUUUAAAUCUGAUUACGACAAAACAAGUCUUAAAAAUGUGUGUUCAUUUACAUCUGAUUACGACAAAACAAGUCUUAAAAAUGUGUGUUCAUUUACAUCUGAUAAAGACAAAACAAGUCUACAAAAUGUGUGUUCAUUUACAUCUGAUUAAGACAAAACAAGUCUAUAAAAUGUGUGCUGAAUUAUUUCUCUGAGAAAAAGGGGUUAAAUGCAUUAAUAGGCGUCAAGUGUCGUCCAAGAUUUCAAAGGGGCGCCGUAGAGGGCAUUGUGUUUCUGACAAACACAUCUCUUUUUUAAAGAUGUGAAUGUAAACCAUAUUACAAUUUGCAACAGUGGAAAUAUUUUAUACCGAUUGUUGAAAGUCGUGUAACUGACAUGUUUAUAAAAUUUUCUUGUUUUAUUUUUUUGUUUAUUUUGGUGAAAAAUAUCAAUGGGCAGAAUAAUGUGUGGAUGGCACAGAUAGAAAAAAAUGUCAUUAUUGGAAGAAUGUGAACAAUAAACAGAUGAAAAUCGUUAGUAUAACACGAUCGUAUAAACAUGAGCUUUAUACUAUCGCUAUAUUUAGAUCAGAUUUGGGUUUUUCCAAAAAUUGGAGAAUGUGAUUUGUCAACUACGGAGAAACUAAAACGUCAAAAAAUGCCAUAUUUGACAGUUAUUAAUGGAAAAUUGUGAGGAAAUAAUAGGAUAAAUAGAAUAUUAUGUUAUUUUUGGAUAAAUAUCAAGUUUAUCAUGCUCGGCACGAACUAUGUUAGCGCUCAGCAAGCCUUGCACUACAUCGGUUCUUAGCCUCGCAUGAUAAACUUGAUAUUUAUCCAAAACUUACAUAAUAUUAUCUAUAUUUACAAGGUUACGCGAUCAGGAUGUGCAUACGGAAUAUGUUAUUACAAUAGGUCAUGAUAUAACACCGUAUUUGUUGUUGUUUUAUUAAUAUUUUCGUUGUUACUUAUAAGAAUGUUCUAGUUUUAUUAUGAUGAUGCGAUUUAAAAAAUGUUAUAAACAAUGUGUGAUUAUUUUGCGUAAAACAUUUGGCGAUAUGAAGCAAUAAUAAUAUCAUAUGACAUGUAAUACGUUACUUUGAUUUAUGAAAAUGAAUUAAAUCAUUUAUCACAUUGUGGAUCACCAUAAUUUUUAUGCUGAUUGAAUAAUAAGCGCGGCAAUCGGCGUAGAUACAAUUCGUAGUUGUGACGUUGCCGUAAAAAGCAACGUUAAACGACGUCAAAAUUGGGAAAAAGUGGGCAUCUUUGUCUCGGGCUGGAGAUAACGUCUUUUGAACCAAUACAUGCAUUGAGGAUAUUUUGAAAAGAUGACUCUCUGCACUUUAUGUUGAUAGUAGGUUGAAAAUAAUUUGGAUAAAGGCAAAACACGACCCUUAACGUCCCUUGUCCUUAGUAUUUGAACUUUCUUAUACUGAUAUUUAUACCCUAAUACAAUUAAUGUCUACCACAUUGACCAUAAACAUACAUUUUAAAAGGCAAUUAAAAUAAUAUUUAUGCUAUUAAUAUUAUUUGCUAAAACCAUUC
Molecule: messenger RNA, 2773 nt
Organism: Dreissena polymorpha
Lineage: Eukaryota; Metazoa; Mollusca; Bivalvia; Myida; Dreissenidae
Exons: 4
Coding region: 231-1235 (334 amino acids)
Source: RefSeq, a predicted model, not a curated record